AUGCUGCUGCUGUGCUUCCUCGCGCUGCUGGCCACGUGCAGGCCUGUGCAGGCCACGUGGAACACCUGCGAAGGGAACUGCGGAGUCCGGCCCUUGACUUCCGAUGAGGAACGAGGCAUGACACGCGUCGUGGGUGGCAAAAAUGCUGAGGUCGGGGCCUGGCCCUGGCUUGUCAGCAUCCAGGAUCCCUCGGUUUCGGGCACGGGGCAUCUGUGCGGAGGGUCCCUCAUCAGUACAAAGUGGGUCCUCACGGCAGCCCACUGCUUUGCUGAGUCCAGGAACAUCAGCGCCAUGCGCCUGCUGAUCGGGGCCACCCAGCUGACAGAGCCAGGCCCUGAGGCCCAGGUGCGCCUGAUUAAGCGGCUGGUGAUUCACAAGGAAUACAGUCCUGCUGACCAGAGCAACGACAUCGCACUGCUGGAACUGAACGAGCCCGUCCAGUGCAGCUCCCACAUCCAGCUGGUGUGUGUGCCCAAUGCCACGGUGAACGUGGCACAGCUGAAAACCUGCUAUGUCGCUGGCUGGGGUGCCACCACUGCAAGAUCUCAAAAAUCAAGUGAUAUCCUGCAGGAGGCCAAGGUCCACCUUAUCAAUGUCCAGAUCUGCAACAGCAGUGAGUGGUACCAGGGGGACGUCCAUAGCCACAACUUGUGUGCUGGCUACCCGGAGGGUGGCAUCGACACCUGCCAGGGUGACAGCGGGGGUCCACUAAUGUGCAAAGACAACGACGCUGACUUCUUCUGGGUUGUCGGAGUGACCAGCUGGGGCAGAGGCUGCGCCAGAGCAAAACGGCCUGGAAUAUACACUUCUGUUAAGCACUUCUAUGACUGGAUUCUGCUCCAGAUGGAAAUGCUUCCAUAUGCAUGGAGUCCUUAUACAACUGCCUCACCACCCUGGACUCAUCCUACAAAUGCCCCAUGGCCCACUCAGAAGCCAUGGACGAGACCACCUGCCACUCAGAUGCCAUGGACAAGACCACCUACAACUCAGAAGCCAUGGACGAGACCACCUUCCACUUACAACCCAUGGCCAACAACACUGCCCACUCCAAAGCCAUGGCCAACAACACUGCCUGCUCCGAAUACAUGGCCAACAGCACCGCCUCCUCCAAAGCCAUGGCCAACAACACUGCCCCCUCCAAAACCAUGGCCAACCGCACCGCCUCCUCCAAAACCAUGGCCAACCGCACCGCCUCCUCCAAAACCAUGGCCAACAACACUGCCCCCUCCCACUCCGAAGCCAUGGCCAAAACCAACCCCCACUCCAAAGCCAAGUUCGAUACCCCCACCAGUGGCAGAGAAUAAUAACUGCCCAUUUCCACUCAAGAAGCUGAUGGAAUUCUUCACUCAGAUGCAGAAGCUCCUGAAGAACCUACAGGGGAUUCCAGUUUGAGCAGGAGAAUGGACAGGAUCCAGUGCAGGUUGCAUAGGACCGUGACUGUUUCCUGCUGAGGCAACGCCUGCUGAUCCAAAGGCUGCCUCAGUGCCGAAGGCCUGCUCUGUC
Messenger RNA from Agelaius phoeniceus (red-winged blackbird), 1503 nucleotides. Lineage: Eukaryota; Metazoa; Chordata; Aves; Passeriformes; Icteridae. The record is from RefSeq and is a predicted model, not a curated record.